Pygocentrus nattereri (red-bellied piranha) is the source of this 3113-nucleotide messenger RNA. It is a transcript of the gene nmt1a, whose product is annotated as N-myristoyltransferase 1a. Lineage: Eukaryota; Metazoa; Chordata; Actinopteri; Characiformes; Serrasalmidae. The coding region runs from base 16 to 1476 and encodes 486 amino acids. Gene Ontology annotation, biological process: N-terminal peptidyl-glycine N-myristoylation. The record is from RefSeq and is a predicted model, not a curated record. The transcript is spliced from 12 exons. Gene Ontology annotation, molecular function: glycylpeptide N-tetradecanoyltransferase activity. Gene Ontology annotation, cellular component: cytoplasm.
AUUUCCUGGUUAAACAUGGCGGAUGAGAAUGAGACAGCACCGAAGCCGGAGGAAAAAGCGGAGCUAGAAGAGGACCACGGACACUGCAGCGACUGCGAAAAUGAAGAGCAUCAUUUUGACGAUGGGGAAAAAGGUGACACAGGGGCCAAGAAAAAGAAAAAGAAACAAAAGAAAAAGAAGGACAAGUCUGGAGGAAAGGACUUAGCACAGGACCCAUUGGCCAAAGUAAACUCCCUACCUGCCGAGAAGCUUCAGGAGAUCCAGAAAGCCAUUGAGCUCUUCUCUGUGGGACCAGGACCAGCCAAAACCAUGGAAGAGGCCUCACGCCGCAGCUACCAGUUCUGGGACACUCAGCCUGUCCCGAAACUAGGAGAGACGGUGACAUCACAUGGCUGCAUUGAGCCUGAUAAAGAUAACAUCCGGGAGGAGCCCUACAGCCUUCCUCAUGGUUUCAGCUGGGACUCGCUGGACCUGGGCAACCCUGCCGUGCUUAAGGAGCUGUAUACCCUCCUAAAUGAGAACUACGUGGAGGAUGAUGAUAACAUGUUCCGCUUUGACUACUCACCAGAGUUCCUGCUUUGGGCUCUGCGCCCCCCAGGCUGGUUGCCACAGUGGCACUGUGGAGUGAGGGUGAACUCUAACCAGAAACUAGUGGGCUUUAUUAGUGCCAUCCCAGCCAACAUCCGCAUUUAUGACAUAGAGAAGAAGAUGGUGGAGAUUAACUUCCUGUGUGUGCAUAAGAAGCUACGCUCCAAGCGUGUGGCUCCUGUCCUGAUCCGAGAGAUCACCAGACGGGUCAACCUUCAGGGCAUCUUCCAGGCUGUCUACACUGCGGGAGUGGUACUGCCCAAACCAGUGGGCACUUGCAGGUACUGGCACCGCUCUCUGAACCCACGGAAGCUGAUCGAGGUGAAGUUUUCACACCUGAGUCGGAACAUGACUAUGCAACGCACCAUGAAGCUCUAUCGACUGCCAGAGGCUCCCAAAACUUCGGGCUUGAGGCCGAUGACGGUGAAAGACGUCCCAGCUGUGCACCGUCUGUUGCUUGACUACUUGCGCCAGUUCCAUCUGGCACCUGUUAUGAACCUGGAGGAGGUGAAGCACUGGCUUCUGCCUCAGGACAACAUCAUUGACACUUACGUGGUAGAGAACACGGAGGGGAAGGUGACUGACUUCUUGAGUUUCUACACCCUGCCAUCCACCAUCAUGAACCACCCAGUGCACCGCAGUCUGAAGGCAGCUUACUCCUUCUACAAUGUGCACACCAGCAUACCGCUGCUCGAGCUGAUGGGAGACGCGCUCAUCCUAGCCAAGUCGAAAGAAUUUGAUGUCUUUAAUGCACUGGACCUGAUGGAGAAUAAAACGUUUUUGGAGAAGCUGAAGUUCGGCAUUGGAGACGGGAACCUGCAGUAUUAUCUCUACAAUUGGAAAUGUCCCAGCAUGGGCCCAGAGAAGGUUGGUUUGGUCUUGCAGUGACCCUCUCCCAUUAUUAAGCCCUUCCUUACGUCAUAGUGAAGCCAAGUUAUGACAUCAUGCACUGACCACCUGAGCGAUACUACAGAGGGACUUCCAGGUUUAGGAAGAAAAAGCCACCGCCCAUUUUCUCUUUUUUUUUUUUUUUUUUUUUUUUUUUUUUUUUUUUUUAAUUUCUUUUUUAUUUCUUUUUGACAUUUGAACUUUGACCAUGUGGACCUGCACUACUCCUGCCAGGCCAAGAGAGGGGAGGCUCUCUCCACUUUUCUGUCUUGCUUUCUUUUUCUUUUUAUCCCCCUCUUUCUUUCUUUAUUUCUUCUCUUUUCUCUUGUCUUUCUUUCUCUUUUUUUUCUUUUUACCUCCCUCAGCACAGGGAUCUAAAGCCACUGUAAUUGCCAUCAUCAGACAAGAACAGCAAACGGUUGCGAUUGUCGAUCGCGUCAUGAGUCGAGAGUUGUAACACGCACUCAAACUGCAGAUGCUCCCUCACACAAAACUCCCAUCAUGCCCUGAAACAUUAAUAACAUUCUGCUCACAUGCUGACACAGUCGACAGACUCCGUACAGCAGUUUUUUCCCCGUCCAAGUAUGCUUUUGAGGUGCUUUUGCAAGAAAGAAAAAACAAAACAAACAAAAAAAAACUGUGACAACAUUGUAACAAAACAAUCAUACAACACCAGAGAAUACCUUAAAGAGAAAGCCAACAAGAAUCAAAUAAGGUGUUAAAGACCCAAAGUGGACAUUACAAGGGCUGCUGUGGAUAAUUUAGCUUUUCUUGUUUAGCUGUUUCACUCUCUCUGUUAUUGUCAUGGGAUUGUCAUUGUUUUCCAGUUCAUUUUGACUAAUUAAUGUGGUACUUACUGCAAGGGAGAGAUCUUUCUCUGUUUUUUCCUCUUUUUUUUUUAAUUUUUUUUUAGUCUUUUUGCUUUUCAUAUGUUUCUUUCUAAUUGAUGGAUCGCUGCUUCAUCACUAACUGCCUGUGAUUCCCGUUCACUGUAAUGCCAACAGAGAAGCCCUGUGUACAUAACCCAAUAACAAGUAACAACAAUGUAAUAUCACAAAAACAAUGACCGCUAGGUGUCCAGAUUGUGGACCUAUGGACUAAUGAUAACUAAAGAGGGCGAUUCAUGACCAAGACAUGAAUCAUGAAUGAGUGUGGUGGGGGGCAGGAGACGGGUUUUUGGGGGGUUAAGUAUUUAAUGUAUCUGAGAGUAAAAUAUGAUUUUUGUGGGGUUUUAUUUGCUGGGGUGGGAGGUGGUAAAAUCUAAUGCACUCACAUGAUUGGCAAUUCCUCAUAAAAUUCUACUGCUGUAGGUAAUCAGUGUCCUAGAGAUUAAAGAGAAUAUUCUUUGAGUUGGUUUGCCGAAAUUUGUUCCCUUCCAUGGUUCAGUGUUGUAGAUGAGAAGCAAUGAGCUGGUACAUGUUCUGAAGAGCAGCUAUAGCAGUAGAGUUUUAUGACUAUUGGCCAGUGUCUGUUGGGUUUCUCUUGUGGACAGAAUAGAGAUGUUAUCAGAUGAUUGGAACAAAUGGAUCAGGACAAAAAUGCCUUGUGUGGUCUUUUGGUUUUCAUGAUGGAGAGGAAAAAACUGUCAACAUGGAGAUUUUUUUUUGUGUUAAAUAAAGUAGACAUUGCUGUGAGGA